Molecule: messenger RNA, 843 nt
Organism: Symbiodinium sp. CCMP2592
Lineage: Eukaryota; Dinophyceae; Suessiales; Symbiodiniaceae
Source: the annotation of a GenBank genome assembly
AUGGCUUCAGAAAAGGACUAUGACGAAGUGCCCGGGCUGCCUGCAAGUGCAGCAGGUGCAGCAAACUAUCUUCACAGCGGGGGCAGGCAAUGCUCUGCAGGCAGCUGUCGCAUCCAUAGUGCGCCGGCCCCUCGACGAGGUUCCAAACUUUCUCGAAGAUCCAGCUGGCUACGACAAGGCCUGCCAGACCUGGCUGGCGACACAGCGAAUGACCUGGCGAAAGAUUUCACUGGACUCGGCAUAGUGAAGAUGGACGACUUCCGACGGAUGCCGCAGGUUGUGUGGGGAAGCUUUGUGUGCUGCGUGGGACAUCCCCACGUGGCGAUCAUGGGCAUGUGGUCGUGGCGCGGGCUUGCGACGCGGGGUUCGAUUUGCUCCACGACCCCUACCCUGGCGAGUUGGCCGCCGACAUGCUCCAGCCUCCCUUUGUGUGGGCGGCUGUCAUCGAGGCUGAAUCGGCAUAGGCUUUGCGACGGAAAAAGCGCUAGAAUGUCUGGCGAAGUUGCUGGAAAUCGCGGGGCGACCCCAGCUGGUCGUUGCGAGAGCUUCCAGGCCUUAGGUAGCUUUGCGAUGCUUUGCAACAUGUUUUGGGCAUCUUUGCUUCUGCACUUCUGCACGUCAGCCCCAGCUUGCGCGCCCAGCUUCAUGGACUUACUCGUAGCUUGCGUCUUGCGUGUAUGGUGUGUCACAAGGGGAUCACACUUGCGCACGGUUCAUUUCCAAGCUCUGAUCUCUGGAAGUUCGUUUUUUAAUACCGGGUGCCGGGGGUUGCAAGCCACACAGCUGUUGUAUGCUGUUGUGUGCUGGGUGUCGGUGUCGAUCUACUUCUUGCAUUUGGGCUAG